AUGAAGUUUGUCCCCACUUGGUAUACAGUGAUCGCUUCUUGGAGAAAAAGAUCCCUAGAGGAUGACUCCCAUUCUCUUACAUUAAGGGACAUUAAAAGGCCCCGAUUAAAUUAUUAUCGAUUGGCUAGUGAAAGCUCAAGAUGCUCUGAAGACACAGAAGAUACUGAAAGUGUUUGGAGUGUUCAAGAUAGGGAUACUGACGUCAUACAUGAUACUUCAGACACUGAUACAAAAUCAGAUUGCAGCAGCAAUAAGGACGAAUAUGAGGUAGAAAUUGAAUAUGAAGUUGCUAGCCUAUCAGAGGCAGACAAUUACUUAAGUUGUUCUUCCACAGGUUCAGAGGACAUGAUGAUGGCAGUAGCUGCUGUAGCUUCUGUGGUUUGGGAUGACUCCAUAGACAUUACGGAUUCAGAAGAUUCAGACAACAGCAGCAGCAUAGAAUCAUCUUUUACAAGGUCAUUUUCCACUUGUAUACAGUGCAAGUUUGAGAAUAAUAACCCUCUGUAUAGAUACUGCGAAAAAUGUUUUCAGGACCGUAAGAAGUAUUUCCCGCCAAGACCUAAAGGCUUCAGAAGAAGGAAGAAAUCGUCGAAAAACCGCCGUGAACCGCCGGUCAAACUGGACACGUUACGUUCCUGUUUAAGCGGACUCUCGCAAAUGUCGCAGGACUCAGGCAUCGGAUCAAGUCAAGAAUGCCCACAAUUGGAUUUGGAUCGCAUCGUGGUGCCGCACUAUCAUCUAUCACAAGGUACGUCAAGUUCCAGUUUAACUUCGUCUACGACGACGUCUGCAGUAAAUGGUUGUAGUACGUCUUCCCUCGAAAGUGUUACUUUGAAAGAGGAGACAAAACUCUCGGAAAUAGGCACGGAAGAUGCCGGAACUUCCAAUUUAACAGCGUCUUCGACAUCGGGGAUAGGUAGUGGUAGUGGAACAUCUAGUUCCAUAUCUUCAUCGGAAAAUAGUGGUGGUAGUUCAUCAUCGCUCGAAAGCGUUACUUUAGAUACCAAAUCGGAUGUAGUAUCGGAAAACGAUUACAAAGUAGCGGAAAACGACUCGGAAAAAGGCUACAAUUCGAGCAGGUCAAAUGCGAACGAUUCAGAUUUGUGCAUGUUUUGUCACAGCGCACCAAAAGAUGGUAUAUUCUUGCACACUAACAUAGCACAUGUCUGCUGUUGCUAUAAAUGCGCUAAGAAAACGCUGAACACCACGAAAAGAUGUCCUAUUUGCAAUAGGCCCGUUAAUAAGGUGGUCAAAAUAUUUUCCUGUUAG
Molecule: messenger RNA, 1269 nt
Organism: Brassicogethes aeneus
Lineage: Eukaryota; Metazoa; Arthropoda; Insecta; Coleoptera; Nitidulidae
Source: the annotation of a GenBank genome assembly